Raphanus sativus (radish) is the source of this 1062-nucleotide messenger RNA. RefSeq lists its product as uncharacterized. Lineage: Eukaryota; Viridiplantae; Streptophyta; Magnoliopsida; Brassicales; Brassicaceae. The transcript has 4 exons. The record is from RefSeq and is a predicted model, not a curated record. The coding region runs from base 96 to 890 and encodes 264 amino acids.
UUUGUUUUUUCUUUUCUAGUUAUCUUUGGCUGAGAAAGUGUUCUAGGUUGUCCGAAUCUCAAACAGAAGGUGUUCUAGAGUUUUGUCGGAAUACCAUGGUUCUCAAACCUUGCUCCGAGACAGACAGAGAUUCGAGCAACUUUAAGGAAGUAUCCAUGGAAGCAUCUUCAGUGGUUCUCAAACCCUGCGCAGCCUUGACGACGAGGGAAGGGUGUUCAACGGAGUUGAGGAGGGAGGCGACAGAUGAUCCCAUGGAAGUUUCUUCAGUCGCUGACGAUUCGCUCCUGAGAAAACGUAAGGCCGAGCUCGAUCCAGAGGAAGAGGAAGAGAGCGAUGGUGAGAGUGAUGAAAGAGGCGGGAUUGAGGAGCGCGAGGAUGAUAAGAUAGAUCUCUUAGAGGUACCCGAGUGGGAUGUGGACAGCUUCGAUGGUGUAGUGUAUACUUCCUCUUCGGACCCUGACCUUCCCCAACAUUACCAGCCUUAUGAAGACAUGGAGAAUGCUAGAGAACACUAUCGCAUCUAUAAACAGCAGCUCAUCACCAGCAAGGGAUUCAUGGUGGAUCCAUCGCUUAGGCCAAGUGAUAGGUACAAAGGAAUCAAGCCGGUGAGUUUUGACGAUGGAGGGGCUAACCCCAAAACCUUCCGCGAUUACUGUGAGGAGAUGGCCAUCAUAUGUCUUCAAAGACACAACCAAGACAAGGAUUCCAACGUGGAGUUUGUUGAAGUGGUAAGAGGUAACUAUCGAGGAGGCCCGAGACCCAAGUCAUACAUUACAUUCAUGGCCAGGGAGAUAUCCUAUGGACCUCUUGUUGAGUAUCAAGCCAAGGCUAUGGCUACUCUUGACAGAAAGUUUCAUCCCAUCCUCUGUAGACCGGCUCCUACUAACUAAGGAUUUUCUCUUAGCCAGUUUUAGAUUCAAACGUAUUUAGAUGUUGAUGUCAUAGAUGCUUUUUUGGCUUCGAAGAUGUGUGAAUAUGCAUGAUAUGGUGUCUUAUACAAUAAGCACACACACAUGUAUAAACAUAUAUAAUAUUACCAUAUGAACUAAUUUGCUCAUCUCA